AUGCGACGUCGAGGUGGCGCAUGGCCUGAGCUGGAGCAGGCCAUGGCGCGGUGGAUCGCAAACGCAGGGCCCGCUGGCGUGCCUCUGACGCUGCAGACCAUCCGCGACCAUGUCGCCACGAUGGCACGGAACAUGGGCAUUCCGCCCACAUUCCGAUGCUCCAUAGGCUGGGUGCGUCGUGCUUUGAAGCGCCAGGGAGUGAGGUGCCGGGCAGCACAAGGCGAGGCGGCUAGUGCGGACAUGGCCGCCGUGCGCCACGCACGUGAGAAGCUGCCACAACUCCUCACGCAUCUCGGUGUCACCCCGCGGGACACGUUCAACAUCGAUGAGACGGCGCUCUGGCUGUCGGUCCUCCCUCGGCGCACGUACAGCAACGGUCGGAUUCCGGGCCGCAAACUUUCGAAAGAGCGGCUCACCGUGGCAUUCCUCGUCAAUGCUGACGGGAGCCACGUCUUCCGACCGGUCGUCAUCAGUAAGGCUAAGCGGCCGCACGACUUCCGCCCGGAUUAUGACUCGGAGUCCCUUUGCUACUGGCGGCACAACGCCAAAGGCUGGAUGACCUCGCCGCAUUGGCUGCGGGCCUUCACGGCCUUGUGGAACGGCGAGGGCGCGACUACCGCCGUCGCCCGUUUCCGCCCCAAUUUGCGCGAUGUCCUCGCGUGGCUGUCGGACGCGUGGAUGUCUGUCGGCGAGCGCACCAUUCAACGGUGCUGGUGGCGCACGGGGUGUCUGCCGCUGUCAUGGUCCCUGGAGCUGUCGCAUGUACACGACGAUGAGCCCACCCCUGCCGUCUACCCCGACAUCGAGCUCGACGACGACAUCGAUGAUGUCGGGACUCUCAUCAGCGGGCUCGCACUCGGGAAUGCGGCGAUGACGGCCGCAGAGUACGUCGCCAUCGACGACGGCGAGCCGACGAGCGCCGAGGGCGCUGAGGGACAGCCUCCGAACGAGCCGGAGUCGGGCGUAGACGCCGAAAUCUGGCAGGCGCCGACUACCAUUCCAGCCGUCUACGACGACGCCGACCCCGUGUGCCGCGAAGCGCGCCGCACUGCCCGGGCGGCAUGCGAGAUGCUUAUAGGAUACGCUCGGGCCACCCGCAUCACGCCGCGCGAUCUGUGCCAUCUAUUCGAUAUACGCAACCCCAUUAUAAUCGCGCGGAUGGAGCGGGCUAGCCCGUCGUUCAACCUCAACGUGGCGCCUCAGCCCGUACCCUCCCCGGGCGCAACUCCCACGCCCGAGACCCAUCGUCCGCGCGGUCGUGUGCUGCCCGACUGGAUGACCCGGCCGUCUCGCCGUCAGGAGCUGUUUGACGCCGGUGUGGGCGCCGUGAUGGACGGGUAUGUGGACGCGGCUGAGUGGAUGCGUAUCGUAGCGAUGGCGGCAGCAGGCGUGCCGAUCCCCGCGCGUCCCGUCUCAGCUGCCACCACCGUGCCGCAGUCUCCCGGCGCCGUCUUCUGGUCCGACGAUCCCGAAGCGGCCGGGCUCAACGCCUCCGCUAUUAUUAGCGCGGGCGUGAGCGGCAGCGGCGGCGCGGCGGUUGGGUACCCCGCGACGGACGGGGGGGGCAUGGCGCAGGUCUUCUUGUCCCCCGCAGACGCCAGACCUGGGGGACCCCCGCCAGAACCCAUUCACGCGCCGUCAUCGUCGCUCCACGUCAUUCCCGAGGUGUCUCUAGCCGUGGUGGUGCUGGUGCUCGUACUGCUCGUGUGCCUGCUGCUGCUGCACCGCUACCGCUACCGGCUGCGCAUCUCCUACUUUACCAUUUGGGAGGCACAACUCGACGGCGAAGAUCGGAGUGCAGGCAACCAAGGAAGUGGCGGCGGAGCGUUCCUCGCUGGCAGCGGCAGCAGCGCGACGGGCGGAGGCGGAGCAGGAGGCGCGAGCGCGGGUCGCGGGGCGAACUAUCGGCUCCGCGUGGGGGCCGGCGGCGGUGGUAGUGGAGGCAGGGCAGGGCGGAGGGACGACAGCAGCGAGUGGGUGCACGUGCUUCUGGACAUACACGGAUUCAGGGACGCCCUGGGCGACGACCAUUUGUACCGCGUGGGGGCCGCUGGGCUCGCCCGAGGGUAUAGCCGCGGUGGCCGUGGGCAUGGCGGCAGGCGGGCGCCGUCUGGGCUGGAUGUGGCGACUAUCAACUCCUUGGGGUCACUCACGGUGUUCGAGCGUAGUAAGGGCUGCGUGAAGGGCAGCUUGCAGCAUGCGGAGAGUGGGGUGGGGGAGACGGCGGAGGUUCAGGCGGAGAAACGGGGCGGGCGAGAACGGACGAGGGAGAUGGGAGAGCAGGGAGAGGAACACGAGGUGGUCGGUACUCCUGAUCUGAACCCGUCCGGGAGAAAAAUGGUGACGGUCGAGCCAGCGAUGGGCAUUUAUGCUUCGCGAGGAACGAGAGUGGAGGAGAUGGGAGCACGAGAAAUAGAGAGAGAGCCAGCAGGCUUGCAUUCAGGGCCGGCAGAUGGGCUGACAGGCGUGAAAGACGGCGUGCUGGGGAGUGCGUGGUCGUGUGUGUCUAUCGAUGUGCGGGUGCGGGAGGCAAGAUGCAAGCGAGGCCGCGGCAGACACAGAGCGGAGCACGGCAGGUGUGGGUGCGAUGGAACAUGCCACGAGGAGCAAGGCGGGGUAGCAGAGCAAGGGCCAGCCGAGGCCAUGAGGCAUGGCGGCGCAGGAGAAGAUGGGUCGGGGCGUGAGAGUGAGGUGGUGGUGAGCUGUGAGGAGGGCGAGUGUGCGGUGUGCCUGAGCGUGUACGUGGAGGGGGACGUGCUGCGCACCCUGAACAAAUGCCACCACCACUUCCACCAGAUUUGCAUUGACGAGUGGCUUUCCGGCAGCACCUCCUGUCCUCUGUGCCGCACGGCUAUGGUGCCUGACAGAUCCCCCCACUGCAAGCAGCGGCGGCAGCAGCGGCAAGAGGAGGAGGAGGAGGAGGAGGAGGAGGAGGAGGAGGAGGAGGAGGUGAUGGAGGAGGAGGAGGAGGAGGAGGAGGAGGAGGAGGAGGAGGAGGAGGAGGAGGAGGAGGAGGAGGAGGAGGAGGAGGAGGAGGAGGAGGAGGAUGAGGAGGAGGAGGAGGAGGAGGAGGAGGAGGAGGAGGAGGAGGAGGAGGAGGAGGAGGAGGAGGAGGAGGAGGAGGAGGAGGAGGAGGAGGAGGAGGAGGAGGAGGAAGAGCAGGAGAACGAGGAGGAAGAAGAAAUGCCGAGGUAUCUGGCGCAUCAGCAUCAGCUGCCCAUGUGCAUGACCCACAGCACACCCUCCAUUCCCUGCACCACGCGUCAUCUGACUCCUCGGCGCCCCCAGCAGGUGCUGAACCAACCGCUCUCGCUCACACCCUACGGCAGGAGCAGCAGAAUGAGCUAA
Messenger RNA from Closterium sp. NIES-65, 3348 nucleotides. The record is from the annotation of a GenBank genome assembly. Lineage: Eukaryota; Viridiplantae; Streptophyta; Zygnematophyceae; Desmidiales; Closteriaceae.